Molecule: messenger RNA, 2789 nt
Organism: Spodoptera exigua (beet armyworm)
Lineage: Eukaryota; Metazoa; Arthropoda; Insecta; Lepidoptera; Noctuidae
Source: the annotation of a GenBank genome assembly
UCACUAUGGUCAUUGUGAUGAUUUAGACGUCAACAAUAUUUUAGGUUAGGCGUCGCAUCAUUGCUUAAUUUGGUUUUCUUUCACGUAUUAUGUAGUGUUGGUGGCGCAAUAUGAGUUCCCCCAGUAGAGACAAUGAGGAACCGUCGUCAAGCACUCCGGCAAUGGAUACAGACCCUGCCGCGAGCGGAGACGCAGCGGUUGCCCGGCCGCCCGCCAAGCGCAGGAUCUCCAGCACAGUCAUUGAGAUUUCCGACACGGAUAGUGAUGAUUCGGAUGUGUGCGCUGUCAAUUCUUAUCAGGCUUCUGCUGAUGAAGUCAAGAGGAUUAGAGGAGAAGACUACUCUUCAUCAUCAUCAUCAUCAGAAUAUAGCUCUGACUCAGAAUCCUCUUGGGAGGAUGACUCCACAAUAGUAGUGGAUUACAAAAGUAAUGAGAAACCAGUGAAAGCACAGCUCAACCCUCGGGCCAACAGGAUGGACAACCCACUGUUCAACCCUAAGAUUAAGUCACAAGAACUACUAGAAAGAUUGCAAACACAUUGGAAAGAACUUAAAGACUUGGACACUCCUGAGGUGAAACUCACCUGUGAGCCAUUCAGAUUGUGUCUACUGCAUGACUUCCUGGCCAAUUCGGAGAUAAUUAACAACAUUGUAGAUGAUAUGAACACAUUGGACUGGUCACGGAAGAAGAUGGAUCUAUACGAGUUCCAUCAGACUGCUGACCUGGCUAGCCUUACCUGGCAGAGAAGUAUUAGAGGCAUAUAUGAGCUGCUGAAGACUGAGGUCAUGAGUUGGGUGGCGGCGGCCACGGGGCUGCGCCUGGAGUCGGUGUCGGCGUCGUGCUCGCUGUACGGGCCCGGGGACCAUCUGCUGGUGCACGACGACCUGCUGGCCGACCGCCGCGUCGCCUUCAUCCUCUACCUGGCGCCCUGGCCCGCGCGCCACCCCGCUGCACUCGACGACCGGCCUCUUGAGAACGGCUCCGGAGACCACGACGCGGGCCGGCGCGCGGAGUGGGGCGGCUGGAGCCCGGCGAUGGGCGGCGCGCUGCAGCUGCUGGCGCGCGACGCGCGGGGCCGUCCCGACCGCGUCGUGCGCUCCAUCACGCCCAGGAACAACACGCUCGCCUUCUUCAAGGUUGGCGCCGACUCCUUCCACCAGGUGGAGGAGGUGCUGUCGCUGGAGUUGCCGCGCCUGUCCAUCAACGGUUGGUUCCACGGGCCCGCGCCGGAGUCCGAGCCCGACGCGGAGCCCGACGCAGAGCCGCAGGAGCGCGACGACACCGACACUACUCUCGAGUUACACCGGCCGCACAACGACAUUGUGGUGCUAAACGCGUGGCUGGGGGCGCAGUACCUGUCCCCGCGCGCGCGCCUGCAGGUGCAGGCCCACAUGGAGCGCCACAGCGAGGUCAGCCUGCACGACCUGCUGCAGCCCGAGCCCCUCGCCGCCCUCAUGCAGGCCCUCGCCGACCCCGAGUUGCCGUGGGAGCUGGCGGGCCCCGCCGACCGCUGCCGCUACAUGCGCGUGCCGGGCUCGUGGGCCAGCGCCGAGCCCGGCGCGCCGGCCUGGGCGCCAGGAGCCGGCGGCGCGGGCGGCGCGCGCGUCGUGCGCGCCGCGCUGGGGCUGCUGGGCAGUGCGGCCUUCGUGCGCAUGCUGGCGGACUGCACGGACCUGGCGCUGAGCGGCUGGCGCGGCCUGGAGCUGCAGCGCUGGGCGGCCGGCGACUACGGCCUGCUGCCGCCGCGCGCGUCCUACGCCGCGCCGCGCCUCGAGGCGCGCCUCAUGCUGCUGGCGGGGCGCGCGCCGGCGGGCGCGGGCGGCGCGCGCGUGUACGUGGCGCCGGAGGACGCGGCGGACGAGGGCGACGCGGACGCGGACGCGGCGCUGGUGUCGGUGGGGCCGGCGCACAACGCGCUGUCGCUGGUGUACUGCGACGCGGGCGCCGCCGGCUUCACCAAGUACGUGCCGCGCCUGGCGCCCGCGCCCGACCCCUUCUACGUCUUCACCUGCACCUACGUCGAGUGACACCGCGCUCGCCCGCGCCCCCGCCUGCGCCCCCGCCUGCGCCCCGACGGACACUGGCGCUGAAUACACGUAUGCUCGCGGACUGUGCCCUACGACUUCGGUUUAAAUGUCUAUAUUCACGUUAUUCGAAUGUAUUAACCAAAACCAUGGCAAACAUCAAAAUUUGGUGACGUUUGCUACUAGAGUAUACUGACCAUAAUGUCCAACAUAGUUAUUCCCUCCCCUUACACAAGAUAUUCGUACGAACGUAAAUUACCCGACGAUAAUGGUGUCAUACAUUUUAAAGUUAACAAUAUACAUUUAACAAACUUUCUUAUUUGGAUCAAUAUUAAAGCAGCGAAUGACGGAAAUAUUGACAAGGCCGUGGUAACUGUAUUACUCACUAUUUAUUAACAUCGACUUAGUAUCGAAUGUAAAUAUUAUUAAAUAUCGUUUGUUAUCAGAUUGAAUCGACAAUUGCAUGUCAGGGAGCAGAGAAAUAUUGCGACACUAUUUAUUUUCGUACAAAAUUUUAUGAAAGUUUCAAUGGUUCGCCAUGCGCAGGUGACGCUAGGAGUAUAGAUAGUGCUAGUACUUAGGACUAAUGAUUAAAUAAUUAUAUUUUUGUAUGUAGCUACGAUGUGUGUGUGUAUGGAAUGUGUUCAUGUUUACUUGAUGUAACAUUACGAUUAUUAUUUGUAAUAUUGCUGUGACGAGGUUGAUGACAUUGUGUUACUUACUUUUUGUACAUAUUAAUAGGAAAUUAAACAUUAAGGAAUGAAA